AUGGACUCCGAGGCCGUUAAGAAGGAAAUCAUUCGCCAGGCUUUGCAGGCGACUAACACAACCAAUGCGCGCAUCCUGAUCGAGAACAUCAACGAGAAAUGCUUUGAGCGCUGUGUGCCCAAACCUGGCUCGUCUCUGUCGAGCAGCGAGCAGACCUGCCUGACACAAUGUAUGGAGAAGUACAUGCAGGCCUGGAACCAGGUCAACGCAACCUACAUCCGGAGGAUACAGCAGGAGAUGGCCAACAAUUCAUUCUCCUCGAGCUCGUAA
Messenger RNA from Thermochaetoides thermophila DSM 1495, 270 nucleotides. RefSeq lists its product as uncharacterized. Bases 1 to 270 code for a protein of 89 amino acids. The transcript is spliced from 2 exons. Lineage: Eukaryota; Fungi; Ascomycota; Sordariomycetes; Sordariales; Chaetomiaceae. The record is from RefSeq and is a predicted model, not a curated record.